AUGGAGCUAGCUCUACACAUGUCCGCUUAUUUUUGCAGAGAGAACUCUCUAACCCAUUACUGCCACUCCAAUUUCCUCACAACCCAAGAUUACCAAAAGACUCUUUUUCCUCAUUUCACCAGAAAAUCCCAAUUGCAGCAGCCUAAGAAUCGAAUAAACAGGACUUCGAAAAUUGUGGCUUCAGCCACAAAACAACGGCUUUGGAUUAGCGAACAACAGCAAGGCCAAGAAGAAGAAGAAGAAGAAGCGGAAGAAGAAGAGGAAGAGGAUGAGGAAGAUGAAGAAGAAGAAGAGUACGCUUAUUCGGAGGACGAGUCAUCAUUGUUGUCUCUGAGUGUGAAGCCUGACAGGAGCAUAGCUUUGCUCGAUGAAUAUGAGAUAGAGGAGCUUGACUAUGCCAUCGACCCUAACCAUAGAAGUGGGUAUGUGGCUGUUCUGGGAAAGCCAAAUGUAGGGAAAAGUACUCUUUCAAACCAAAUGGUUGGUCAGAAGUUGUCCAUAGUUACUGAUAAACCUCAAACUACUAGGCAUCGAAUUCUUGGUAUAUGUUCUGGCACAGACUAUCAGAUGAUACUUUAUGACACACCGGGUGUUAUCGAGAAGAAAAUGCACAAGUUGGAUUCUAUGAUGAUGAAAAAUGUUCGCAGUGCUGUCAUUAAUGCAGAUUGUGUACUUGUUCUUGUUGAUGCAUGUAAAGUGCCUGAAAAAAUCGAUGAAGUGUUGGAAGAAGGUGUUGGUAACCAGGAAGAUAGGUUGCCGCCCACUUUGCUGGUGAUGAAUAAGAAGGAUUUGAUUAAGCCUGGUGAAAUUGCAAAGAAACUAGAGUGGUAUGAGAAAUUUACAAACGUUGAUGAGGUCAUACCUGUGAGUGCUAAACAUGGGCAGGGAGUGGAAGACGUCAAGCAUUGGAUUUUAUCAAAACUUCCUUUUGGGCCAGCAUAUUAUCCAAAGGACAUUGUCAGUGAGCACCCAGAAAGAUUCUUUGUAUCUGAAAUUGUUCGAGAAAAGAUCUUUAUGCAAUACCGUAAAGAGAUUCCUUAUGUGUGUCAGGUGAAUGUCGUGAGCUACAAAACUAGGCCAACGGCGAAAGAUUUUAUACAAGUUGAAAUUGUUGUUGAAAAGAACUCGCAGAAGAUCAUUGUUAUUGGCAAAGAAGGGAGAGCUCUGAAGCUACUUGCAACAGCUGCACGGCUUGACAUAGAAAAUUUUUUACAGAAGAAAGUUUUUCUGGAGGUUGAAGUGAAGGUUAAAGAGAACUGGCGGCAAGAUGAAGUGCUUUGA
This is a messenger RNA of Prunus armeniaca (apricot), 1281 nucleotides long. Lineage: Eukaryota; Viridiplantae; Streptophyta; Magnoliopsida; Rosales; Rosaceae. The record is from the annotation of a GenBank genome assembly.